CACUCGAGAGGUUCCGAUUGAUAUCUGUUUACACCGGAAGUUAAUAUAAAGUGAAACAAAAAGUCACUGGACAUGACUAUAAAUAUGAGCCUUGAAAAGGCUACAGUUUUUGUUAUCGUAAACAAUAUUCCGCGUGAUUAUCAUUCAUCAGAUUUAAGAAAUUUCUUUUCUCAGUUCAUAGAGACCAAUGGAUUUAAAUGUUUCCACUUUAGACAUCGACCUGAGGUCCAGUUAAAAAAACGUCAAGCAAACGACCCAGUUCCUGCUGCGAAUACAAACACUAACACAUGUUGUUGUGUUGUUAAAGUUUUUAGAGACAGAUUUGAGGAAUUUUAUAAGAUGUAUCAUAGAAAACACUGGUUAGACAGCAAUGGAGAAUCAGUUCCCAAAAUCUGUCACGUUUCAAAAGUUCGAAUACAACAAUUGGAGGAAUUGUCUUCAAAGUACAAGACGAGAGGGGAUUUGAAAGAAGUUCCACAUGACAGAGAAGCAUUCACAGAAGAAGAUUUAAUGGGACUUCCAGAGUUACAUCCCCCUGCAGCAAUGCCAAACGGUAAUGUAGGAACACCAACAGCUGUUUUCAUGGAUGCUAUUCGUCAAUGUAAACUUCCGCCUGUUGUGAUUAAAAAAUUAGGACUUAAGUUCCCUAAGACUAGAGUAAAAAACAGAUACGGAAAUGUUUCUUUUGAUUAUGGUGGUGAAAUAGAGGAAGUGCAGGAUGCAGAACCUGCUGUAGAGAAUGUGUUAUCUGGUAGUGGGCAUAGACUUGUGAGUGAGGAGGACUAUGAAGAUAAGACUGAUAGUCCAGACCAACAGAAACCAAUGAUAUACAGUAGAGUUACCAGGAAAGACCCGGAGACCCAGAGAAGAAUGGAGAUGAACAUUGAGGAGAAUAUGAUACAUAAGGAAGGCAGUGACUCGGAACAUGAUGAGGACAGUUGUGAGGAGUGGGAGAGGCAUGAGGCACUUACAGAUGACCCAACAAACCAAGAGAGAAACAAAGAUCGCUUGUUUGAGGAGGAGAUAGAACUGAAGUGGGAGAAGGGAGGGAGUGGACUGGUGUUCUACACAGAUGCCCAGUACUGGCAGGAGCAAGAAGGAGACUUUGAUGAACAAACAACAGAUGACUGGGACGUAGACAUGAGUGUGUAUUAUGAGGAAGGAGCAGGAGACAAGGAUGCCCGAGAUCAUGUGACCAUGAGACAAGAAAAACGGCGGCGGGAUGGGGAAGAGGCUACAGACAGGUUCACAUUGGGCAUUGGUAAAAAGCUUAAAGCUCCCAAGGAAGAUCACAAAAUAGGAAAGUUUGAAUCUCAUACCAAAGGAGUGGGAAGGAAGAUCCUAGAAAAGCAGGGCUGGCAAGAAGGGGAGGGAUUAGGAUCUUCAGUCAAAGGGAUUGCCGAGGCCUUGGAGAAUGAUGGGCAAAAUCCUAGAGAGAGAAAAGGAUUCGGAUACAGGGGUGAAAAGCUGGUCAGGCCAAAAGGAAGACCUCAAAGAGCUGAGAGGGAGGUUCUAAUUUCUACUGUGUAUGAUGAUCACUCCAAGACAGACCCGCAGGAACCGCUGCUGAGAAGGGGUCAUCAUUAUCACAUCAAGUACCGGGACAGGGUAGACUUUACCAAACCACAGGAAAGCCAGGGAUUUAUUGAUAACUGAAGACUGCAAUAAAACCUCAGUAUUGAUAUUCAAUCAAAGAUGUAACAAUUGACAUGCAAUGAAUUCAUUUAUCAUUAGAUUAUUGGCAAUUAUCUUUUUUUUUAUCAGGGGAAGUAUGUGUAAUAGAUAUUGUGAUGUUAAAAUUAAAAUAACAUUAAACAAGCAUCGAUUUUUGCUUCCACCAGGAUUUUGUGUUUACCAGAGUGUUUGUCUUCAAGUUAAUCUGGACAAAUUUCAGUAUGAAUUUGAUGUUGGGACAGAUGCGCAGGUUUGAAUCACAUUAUAUCGUUUUAAUGUAUGUCAAUGUUAUAAUUUUUAGCUCACCUUAGCUGAAAUUUCCAGUGAGUUUUUCCGAUUGCAUUUUGUCCAGCAUCUGUCUGUAAACUUUCAACAUUUUCCAUUAGCUAAGAUGCUGUAGGGGAGGAGGUCCCAGUUUCAAUGCUAUGUUUAUUUCUAGGAAAGAAUUAUUAUGCUUCAAUAAAUUUUGCAAGUAACAGUUUUACUUGAAACUAAA
Molecule: messenger RNA, 2170 nt
Organism: Ostrea edulis (European flat oyster)
Lineage: Eukaryota; Metazoa; Mollusca; Bivalvia; Ostreida; Ostreidae
Product: G patch domain-containing protein 3-like
Exons: 5
Coding region: 73-1656 (527 amino acids)
Biological process (GO): negative regulation of RIG-I signaling pathway; positive regulation of DNA-templated transcription; negative regulation of type I interferon production
Molecular function (GO): nucleic acid binding
Source: RefSeq, a predicted model, not a curated record